AUGGCACAAACAAGGCGCGUGCCAGUCUUUGGUUCACGGCCCCCAUGUGCAUACCAAUCCCGACUUGAUGAACAUAGCUUACAAUUACGUAUGGCUAGAUUGGAACGGUCCAGAAAGUUAGAUAAACCGGAAGAUUUUGUUUGUUAUGAAGACUCGGAUGAAGAAGAAGAGAACACAAUGUCAUUAUGUACUAUGCUAAACUCUUCUUAUAAUUUUGUUGAUUAUAUAAGAAAUCGGGAAUAUGGAAUGCGAGAGUAUCGUUCAGUAAAUCAGAAUCAUGGUACAAGGCAUAUACUAACACAUGAUUUAUUUAAAGAACGGUCUAUUCCAUUAAACACAAUGAAUAAAGUUUUUUGUUCACAAUGGCUUAGUAGUAAACAAAUUGUCUUUGGUACAAAAUGUAAUAAAUUAAUGGUUUAUAAUGUAAAAUCACAUGAACUGGACCAAAUACCAUCGAUAAAGGGACGUAUAGAUGAAGCGGCUGAUCAACGAAGCGGUAUUCAUUCAUUAAAAAUUAAUCCAUCCAGAACGUUAUUGGCAACAGGCGCAUAUAAUUCUAAUGAAAUUGCUGUAUAUAGGCUGCCAACAUUAGAUCCAAUUGUUCUAGCCGAGGGUGCUCACAAAGAUUUGAUAUUCGACAUUGAAUGGUUGGAUGAUGAGUUUUUUGUUAGUGGAUCACGAGAUACCAAGCUUGCUCUAUGGCAAGUUCAAGAUAAAUACCAAGAAAAGUAUGAUUCUGAUGGUGAUUUC
This is a messenger RNA of Acyrthosiphon pisum (pea aphid), 750 nucleotides long. RefSeq names its product DDB1- and CUL4-associated factor 12-like. The record is from RefSeq and is a predicted model, not a curated record. The transcript has 3 exons. Lineage: Eukaryota; Metazoa; Arthropoda; Insecta; Hemiptera; Aphididae. Gene Ontology annotation, molecular function: protein binding. The annotation marks the transcript as partial.